GCCAAAGCAGAUGAGAUGAACGGAAUGGAAACCGGCUCGUGGAAGCUUGUGGAAGCUUGCGAUCUUGUGGAAGAGUUUUGUUUCGGAGGUAGAGGAUCUCGAGUCGGUUUGCAUCUUCACGUCCACUGCAAGUACAGUCGACGACGCACUCUUCUUGGUGACCGGACGAAGACAAAUUCUUCUCCCUUCAUUCGAAAUUCCCCUUUUCCCUUCUCUGGGCCGAUCGUGCAGUUGUUAAUUAAAAGUGGUCUUUUCACGUUCGGGAUUCGACUGCACAAAAGCAACCGGGAAACGAUAACAAUGGCAGGCUACUACUCUAGUCAACGAGGAUAUGGUGGCUCUUAUGGCCCUUCGUCGUCGUCGUCAUCCUACACAUCGUCACUGCGUAGCAACUACAUGCCGGCGUCGUAUUGGAGCGAUUAUCAUCCGUCUGCAUAUUCGUUCUAUCCGCGCGCGUCGAUCUAUUCGGUGUCGACUCCUCGGCAUCACCAUCCCGCUAAGGUGUACUUCCACCAUCUACCAGGAAUAGGCAAGGCGCAGACGUAUCACGGAUCCAUCCCGAGGAUCGCUCAUCAACGUCUGACACCCUCGGCUCCACCGUCCUUGUUCUCGGUGCCGAUAUCGGCCCAUCGUAUGAGCGCUCUCUAUUCGGACGCUGUAGAACCCAUCCUGAUUCAAGUAGUGCCUAAAUACAAUCCUGCUUCCUAUUUGGAGGACACUUUUGCUACAUCGAUGCAAGAUAUCCAAGAUGAUAUGCGCAAUUGGCGUUAUGCAGCCUCGUCCGUCCUCAAUCGCUACACGCCCGUUAAUAAUUACCACAUGGAACCGUCUCAGUUGGCUGGCCGCAAUUCGGCUCGCUACAUGAGUGGCAGUAGCGACUACGAGAGGGCCAGUUCCAGCUCGUACUUUAGGCCGUCAUCGUUGAGAUCACGCGAGUCAUCCAUGUAUGAAUCACCUUCCUAUGAUUCGCGUCACUCCAUGUACUUGUCGAGCCGUUCCAGCAGGGACUCCGAUACCUACAGGGGAACCAUUGGCAAAGGUCAUUUGGCAUGCAUUUCCUAUGCAGGACAUUACCCGCAGUCGAAACGCAGCACUCCAUUGUACUCGGAGGACGACAGCAAAAUCAAAUGCGGAAUCUCUUUCCUGUCUCACUACAUCCGCAGUUCUCGACGGGCCCACAGUUCCGGACCAGUUGUGUACACGACCAGGGAUCAGCGAAUGGCACGAAGGGUUUCGGCGCGGAACCGCAUCAACGAGAAAAGGGAUCCCGAACGCAUCGUGGAUCGUGUGAACAAGAAGGUGGCCCAGGCCAACGAAGAGAUUGCUCGAAUUGCCGCCGAGGAGCGCAAGGCCCAGAUGAUCACCAAAUAUGACGACGAGCCGGAAGAUGAGGAUCCAUGGGCUUUGCCAGUUGAAACGGAAUCGUCGACUGUUGCUUUUGCGGAUGAGACGCAACCGGAAGACAACUAUUCGGCGGAAGUUGAGCCGGAACCGGAGCCCGAGCCGGAACCCGAAGAAGAGGUGAAAGAAGUCAAAAAGAAGAAGAAGAAGUCAAAGGUUAAGGAACCGACUCCUGAGCCGGAGCCGGAACCUGAACCGGAACCUGAACUUGACCCCGAGCCUGUUGUCGAAGAGGAAGAAAGUGCUCCGGUGGAAGAAGCACAACCGGAACCCGAACCCGAACCCGAACCCGAGCCGGAAGUGGUCGAAGAAGUUGAAAUGCCUGUGCCGGAACCUGAACCCGUGGUUGCCGAACCCGCCGCGGCUGAAGAACCCGAGCCAGAAGCCGCUCCUGCCGAGUCGGAAGUCGUAGCCGAAGAAACUGCCGUCGCCCCCGAACAAGUUGCAGUCCUCACAGACGACAUCUGGGAAGGCGAAGAAGACUUCAUCUUUAAUCGGCGGAAGAAUGCACAAGUCGAGGAGGAGGAGGUGGUGCAACAACAACCAGCUGAAGUGGCUGAAGAAGAACACGCACAAGAAGAAGAAGCCAUGGCGACAGAAGAUGUCGCACCAGAAGAUGUCGCACCAGAAGAAAUGGCGACAGAUGUUGAACCGCAGGAAUCGAUCGAACCUGUGGCGGAAUUCACUUGGGGCGAAGAAGAGGAAUCCUUCCGGAGGAAACCUACGGCCACAGUUGACGAAGAACAACCGGCGCAAGAAGAAGAAGAAGCUCCGCUUGUGGUAAAUGAAGAAGAGGAAGAAACAAGCCUUAGCGUUGCUCAACCUCAAGAAGAAGAAGAAGAAGAGGAAGAAGAAGAAGAAGAAGAAGAAGAGUGAAUGAAAUCGAAAUCAUUUUUAGGGCAUUUCAAAAGGAAAAGAUAAAAAAAACAGAAAAUCGAUCUAGUAGUUUACGAACGUUCAGCGGCUUGCAUUUGUUGAAUACGUUUUAACCUAACCUUCCUUCAAAAGAAAACGCCACGUGUGUUUUUCCUUGUUUCUCGAGAGUUGUGUUUUGAUUGGCGAGUUUCAUCCAGUGGCGCCUAGACGGCCGAGUAUCUUAUUUUGUUUUUUUGGCAAGCAACCCCCCAUAUAUAUCUACAGCACAUUGCACGCAAACCAUCACAUUAUACCGUCUCUUAUUGCAUUUUUCUUUUCUUUUUUAUCAUUUCCCCUCUUUUGGCCACUCUUUUGUUUUCUUUUUCUCGUCGCUUCAAAAGUCGUCGUUUUUUUUUUAUUGUCUUCUAUCUGCCAUCUUGAAUUCUUCCAGCCCACACACACACACACACAUACACACACACAGAAUAUUUACCGUCUUCCCGUUCUCUAAACGUUUAUGUUUUGUUUGGAUUUAUCCGGACGAUGUGCGAAACGCCAGCCCUUCCAAACUAUUUGCACAAAAGGAGAACAAAGAGAGAGAGAGGAGAGAGAGAUGGAGAUUAGAUAAUGCACGACCUAGUGUACUAUAUAUGCGAGUGAGGGACACACCAGACACGGACAUUUUUAGAGAAUCGAGGACAAUAGACGUAGAGAGGGAAAGCUGAUAUAUAUAUACUGUAUAUCUGAUUCGUACCUUUUAUGUGAUUCCCGACGAGCUGACUGUAGUCGAAAUCAAAUGGCAAAGCGAAUAAAAGAAAGGGAGGAGGCAACGUUUGAUGGCUCCUGCAUUUCUCCACUAUUUACAACACAGCGAAAAAAGGAAAGGAAAAAGAGCGAGCGAGAUGACUAUUAAUCAAAAUGGACUCGCCAGACGAUAUACUACCAGAGACUAGUAAGAGUGUCGGCAGAACGGUUUUAUAUCCUUCAAAAGAAAAGAAAAACAGCAGGCGGAAUGCCAAAGACGUCAUCGUACGUUUCUUUUCUUUUUGUUGGUUCCCUUUAUUAGACCCGAACGAGCCAGCAGUCCCUGAUAUUAUUAUAUUUGUUGGGGGAAAAAAAAAAUUAUGCGGGACUUUUAUUUUAAGUGUCUGCUGUGCGUUUGACGGAGCAGAAAAAGAGAAAAACCAAAUUUUUUUUGUUUUGUUUUGUGCAGGGCCAUUUAACAAUCAAUAAUAAAAAAAAUAAAAGAAAGGGCGUUUUGUUUGUUAGGGGGUUCUCUUUUUGACGCCUAUCUCUUAAGGGGAUGCUAAUAAAGCUCCACGCAACACGUCACUUUAGUGGCUCGUGUCCCGACGUCCCCCCCACCCCAACAAAUUCGUCUCCCCGUGCAAUAACACCAAGCAUUUCCAAAAAAAAUAUUUCUACAUUUCCUACCCAAUUCAAUCCUACUGAGAGCGUGAUUCUCUCUCUCUCUCCUUUUUUUGUUGAACAUAUACAGACAUCAUGGUAUGUUUGUGCUGCUGGAAUCGACCACUUCAAUCCUAUCAAAUGGUCCCCUGUUUAUCGAUCAGCGUCAGCAAAGACGCGGAGGGGGGGCUUGGAGGCCAAAGGGGAUCCUGAACGGAAGUUAGACUACAAGAAAAUUGUUUUCAGUCUACGUCUCAUUCGCUGCCGAUUGAAACGGAAUCUCCAAUCCUUUUUUUUUUGUAUGAUAUUUUAAGAUACUCCCGAUCGUCCAUCUUGCGUGUGCUAUAGGCAGUGCUCCGUUAUUAAGCCUCGCGGCUCUUCUAUAAGAUACCCCGCAGGACUCGGUAUGCUCGUGUCUGCUGGCUAUAAAUGUUUCACAUGCAAAAAGCAGCAAAAAAGAUGGUAUAACACUAUAACUUAAAAUAGACGGCUUUUAACUCCCCCCCCCACCUUCCAAAUGUCUUUUGUCCGUACACCGGGGCAGUUGUUUCAUUCAAUAAGAACGGGCCAUUGUUAAAGAGUUUCCACGACACAACUGGUGUGUGCCGUGUCCAAGGAAAUCUUUGUCAAGCGAGGCGUUGCUCCGUUUCGGAGAACUUUUACAUUCAGCGAUGGCGUCUUUCACUUCUCAAUAUCUAUACACACUCGCAACAACAUAAAGAAGGGAUUCUUUAUUUGUUUUUUUUCCUACUCGUUUGUUUUUCUUUCCUCCCGUCCCCAGCAACGCUGCGUCAAAUAAGAAAAAAGGAAGAAGAAGAAGAAGAAGAAGAAGGAAAAAAUAGAUUAUUGGAUUCCCAUUUCAAUCGAUUUUAGCAAUCCACUUUUAGUUUUUUUUUUAAUCUUCGUGUGUCCAUUACUCACGACUUAGCAACGGUCUGCUUUUGUUUCCUACACUGGCGGAGGAGACACUAGUGUCGCCAUUGUUGUUCAAAUCGAGUCCGGCCUUUAGAAGUUUGCGUCAUAUAUAUAUAUAUAUAAUAUCUACGACUCCUCCCCCAUAUCCAGACGAAGAAGGAAAAGAA
Daphnia magna is the source of this 4745-nucleotide messenger RNA. RefSeq names its product glutamic acid-rich protein-like. The coding region runs from base 16 to 2277 and encodes 753 amino acids. The transcript has 13 exons. Lineage: Eukaryota; Metazoa; Arthropoda; Branchiopoda; Diplostraca; Daphniidae. The record is from RefSeq and is a predicted model, not a curated record.